Molecule: messenger RNA, 1215 nt
Organism: Chelmon rostratus (copperband butterflyfish)
Lineage: Eukaryota; Metazoa; Chordata; Actinopteri; Chaetodontiformes; Chaetodontidae
Product: zona pellucida sperm-binding protein 4-like
Exons: 7
Coding region: 1-1215 (404 amino acids)
Biological process (GO): binding of sperm to zona pellucida; prevention of polyspermy
Cellular component (GO): egg coat
Molecular function (GO): acrosin binding; structural constituent of egg coat
Source: RefSeq, a predicted model, not a curated record
AUGGCAAUGAAGUUGAUUUGUAGUUGUCUUCUGGCACUUGCCCUGCUUGACUGUCUGGCACAUGCUCAAUAUAGCCAACAUCCUCAGCAGCCCCUGCUGCCGCAGCCCCAGACUCCGAAAUAUCCAUCGCCUCAGCAGCCUCAGAGGCCACAGCCUCAGCAGCCUAAGCAGCCGUUGCCGCCUGUUUUUCACACUUGUGAAGUGGCUGAACACGACAAGAUACAAUGUGGGGCUCCAAGCAUCUCUGCUGGAGAGUGUGAGGCUAUAAACUGCUGCUUUGAUGGACGCAUGUGCUAUUAUGGCAAAGCUGUGACUCUUCAGUGCACCAAGGACGCCCAGUUCAUUGUGGUAGUAGCCAGAGAUGCCACCUUACCCAACAUCGACUUGGAAACAAUUAGUUUCCUUGGAGAUGAUCCAAACUGCAGUCCGGUUGGCACCACUUCAGCUUUUGCCAUUUACCAGUUCCCUGUCACUGCCUGCGGCACGAUCAUGACGGAGGAACCUGGUUUUAUAAUCUAUGAGAACAGGAUGUCCUCUGCAUAUGAAGUCGCUAUUGGACCCUUCGGAGCCAUUACCAGGGACAGCAGCUUUGAGUUGCAAGUCCAGUGUAGAUAUAUUGGCACCACAGUUGAGGCUUUGGUCAUUGAGGUUGGCCUUGUUCCUCCACCACCCCCAGUUGCAGCUCCUGGACCCCUGCGUGUGGAGCUCAGACUGGCCAACGGACAGUGUAAUGUGAAGGGCUGUGUGGAAGAGGACGUGGCCUACAGCUCCUUUUACCAGGACUCCGACUACCCCGUCACAAAGGUGCUCAGGGAUCCCGUGUACGUUGAGAUCCGAGUGCUGGAGAGGACUGAUCCAAACCUUGUCUUGACUCUUGGAAGAUGCUGGGCAACUUCUAGCCCCUACCCUCAUAGUCUUCCUCAGUGGGACUUGCUGAUUGAUGGCUGCCCGUACCGCGAUGACCGUUACCUGACCGCACUGGUUCCUGUGGGUCCCUCAUCAGGACUCUUGUACCCAACCCAUCACCGGCGAUUUAUUUUCAAGAUGUUCACAUUUGUAGCUACUGGAAAUGCCAAUACUGCCAAGGGAGGGUUUGCAGAUCCAGAGGUUAUGACUCCUCUCAAGGAAAAGGUGUAUAUCCACUGUGACGUGGCUGUGUGCCAACCUUCUCUUGGAAAUAACUGUGAACCUAGGUGCUUCAGAAAGAGUAAGUAG